AUGUCUCCCCAUGCAAGGUCAAGAGGGAGUGUAAGGACUCUGGAUCCUUAUGGCGUUUGGGAGUCAGGCCCCAUCUUCUCUCAUGCUGCCACCAUAAUGGGGCAUAUACGGAUCGUGGCAACAGCAGACCAAGUCGGAGUGGACCAAAACGGCGUCACAACCAAAGAACCCCAGGCACAGAUAGAGCAGGCCUUUCAAAAUCUUCAUCGGACCGUUGAGGCUGCUGGUGCAAGAGUUGAAGAUGUUUCUAAACUGGACUGGUAUAUCGUCAACUACGACCACAAGAAUCGCCUCUACCGUAAGUCACUGAUUAAGUUUCUGAAUGGACAUCGACCUGCAACGACUGCAGUUGGGGUGCAAGCGCUGGCAGAACCCGACUUUGUCUUCGAAGUUGAGGCAUAUGCUGCAGUGAGACAAGCUCCAGUCCGGAAUGUGGAUGUCGUUGUUGUCGGCGCAGGACUUAGUGGUCUCAAAGCAGCUUGCGACAUCCAGAAGGCGGGAUAUUCUUGCCUUGCGGUUGAGGCCAGAGACAGAGUUUGA
Molecule: messenger RNA, 540 nt
Organism: Exophiala aquamarina CBS 119918
Lineage: Eukaryota; Fungi; Ascomycota; Eurotiomycetes; Chaetothyriales; Herpotrichiellaceae
Exons: 1
Coding region: 1-540 (179 amino acids)
Source: RefSeq, a predicted model, not a curated record